AUGGAUCCCGUCCAUAGUUUGGCUGAUGCCACCGCGGCGGCGGCGGCGGCAUCUUCAUCAUCCCUUUCCAUGUUGACUACGGUUCGCGACGAAGACGGCUGCAAUCCCAUCGAGUCUGCUGCCCCGACGCCUGGUGUUGUUGCUGAUACGGUAAAAUCUACCUCACCAUCACCCCCGGCCGCAAAGGUUGACGAGAGUUUGGUUCGUCAUGCCAUGUACUCUCCGACUUCACCUCGUCUCAUGCAUUCGGGCUCGCCUCCUCCGCGCAAGGAUACCUUGUCCUCUAUUUCAACUCAGGCCACCACGGCCACCACGGCCUCUGCUGAGACCAACAACACAUCGUACAGUGCCGACACCUCCCCUAGCUUGCAUCAAUCCAUCUUCUCAGUCAAAGACGGCUCCGACGUCUCUAACACCCGCCGCGCCAGCAGGAGACGUACUGGGCCUUUGUCACAGCAAUCUAGAGAGCGCGCUGCCUUGAUCAGAAAGCUGGGGGCAUGUCAUGACUGUCGUCGAAGACGGGUUGCCAGCCCCAACAGUCAAGAUGUAACGCCGUCCUUCGGUGCAGGACGCCCACUGAGCCCGGCUUCGUCACUGAGCAUUAUCCAACCAACUUUCGCGCACGAGACUCAGGCAAUGGAUAUAGAUUCUUCGCCAACAGCAUAUCAUCAGCCAGGCCGACACCCACUGAGCGAGGCUCGAAUUCGCACCCCGUUGCCGUCUGGCCCGAGAUUGGAAAAGUCCUUAUCCUUGCCAGGAAUCGAGAGCCUCAAAAAUGAAUUGCAACACAAUGUGCCAAAAAUCCUAUCUACAACCCAUCGCGGGCGGUACAACUCUGUUCAAGUAUUGCUGCUCUUCUGGCAUGACGACGAAGACGCGACAACCAUACAAGAUGCACUUCAAGAGUUGGCCCAUGUGUUUGACAGGUCUUAUCACUAUACGUUUCAUAUUCAAGCUAUUCCAUCUGCCUCAGAUAGUUCCAAGAGCUCAUGGAGAUGGCUCUCACGCCGGCUGAAUGAUUUUGCCGAAGAUUGCGAUCAACGCGACGUUUUAAAAAUCGUUUAUUACGCUGGACACACAUGUCUCGAUGGCAACAGGGAAAUGAUUUUGACUAGCUCAAUGGACAAAGAUCAGGCUUCUACAAUCCGAUGGAGUGGCAUGCAACAAAUAUUAGAGGAGGCUUGCGCAGAUGUACUCAUUCUUAUGGAUGCUGCUUACUAUCCGUCGUCCAAGAUUGUACGGCGAAAAGGCGUCUUGGAGCUCCUUGCAGCCUCGGCAUCUGAGGAUCACGCUACCUCUCUUGGCCGGUGUGCAUUUACAAGAGCUCUAUCGGAGCUUUUGAGUGCUCGGGCUGCGCGAUCUGCCCCUCUCUCGGUGGUAGAACUGCAUGCGUUACUAUUGUCACACUAUCCCAAGAUUGUUCGGGACACAACUCCCGAACGCGAGACGCUGACGACGUUUCCUGUUCCGCUACAUACAAUGAUGUCUGGCAAUUCAAGAUUGCCGUCAGUAUUUCUUUCUCCUAUCCAUCACCCCAGCCCGACGCGAAAUAGUUUCUCCUAUGAAAACAAUCCGCAACUCCAUCUUUCUAUUCGACUGACCGACGAUAACGUUGAUAUUGAAAGCUGGAACGAGUGGCUACGGCUGAUGCCAGAGGGUGUCAAAGACGUGAAGAUUGACGGCCCCUUUCGGCCGUCUUUUAGACCUGGGUAG
Molecule: messenger RNA, 1713 nt
Organism: Metarhizium brunneum ARSEF 3297
Lineage: Eukaryota; Fungi; Ascomycota; Sordariomycetes; Hypocreales; Clavicipitaceae
Source: RefSeq, a predicted model, not a curated record